Molecule: messenger RNA, 2357 nt
Organism: Python bivittatus (Burmese python)
Lineage: Eukaryota; Metazoa; Chordata; Lepidosauria; Squamata; Pythonidae
Source: RefSeq, a predicted model, not a curated record
GCAAAACAUGCAUUCAACAUUUAUAUAAUGUAUACAAAUGGAUAUUCUGAUAAAACAUCUUGUUUUCUGUUUUUCAUAGGGAAAAAGGUAGCAAAGCAAGAAGAUCUGAAAGAAAUGGGUGAUAUUUCCUCAGGGAUGAGCAGCUCCAUCAUGCAGCUGUAUCUCAAACAAGUCCUUGAAGCAUUCUUUCACACACAGUCCAGUGUUCGUCACUUUGCGCUCAAUGUUAUUGCACUCACAUUAAACCAGGGUCUUAUCCAUCCAGUUCAGUGUGUACCAUAUUUAAUAGCAAUGGGCACAGAUCCAGAGCCUUCUAUGAGGAACAAAGCAGACCAACAGCUGGUGGAAAUAGACAAAAAAUAUGCUGGAUUUAUUCAUAUGAAAGCAGUGGCGGGUAUGAAGAUGUCUUACCAAGUACAGCAGGCAAUCAAUACCUGCCCAAAAGAUCCUGUGAGGGGCUUUAGGCAGGAUGAAUCUAGCAGCGCUUUGUGCUCACAUCUUUACUCCAUGAUCCGAGGGAACCGGCAACACCGACGAGCCUUUCUUAUUUCUUUACUCAACCUCUUUGAUGACACAGCUAAAACAGAGGUGAAUAUGCUUUUGUAUAUAGCAGACAAUCUAGCCUGUUUUCCUUACCAAACCCAGGAAGAGCCACUUUUUAUAAUGCACCAUAUAGAUAUUACAUUAUCAGUUUCUGGUAGCAACCUUCUACAGUCAUUUAAAGAGUCUAUGGUAAAAUAUAAAAAAGAAAGAAAGCCUUCCUCUGAUGAAGAGAGUGAAAGUGAAAGCAAUAGCGAAAGUGACAGUGAAAGUGAGGAGGAAAUUCACAAAUCCCGGAAGUCACGGAAACGUGCAGAUUCUGAUUCAGACUCUGAUGAAGAAAAUGAUAUAAAUGCUGUCAUGAAAUGUUUGCCAGACAAUUCAGCUCCUCUGAUUGAAUUUGCAAAUGUUUCCCAGGGCAUAUUGUUGCUUUUGAUGUUGAAACAGCAUUUGAAGAACCUCUGUGGAUUUUCUGAUAGUAAAAUUCAGAAAUACUCACCCUCUGAAUCAGCAAAAGUUUAUGAUAAAGCGAUAAACAGGAAAGCAGGAAUUCACUUCCAUCCAAAACAGACGCUGGACUUCCUUCGAAGUGAUAUGGCUAAUUCCAGGCUCACAGAAGAUGUGAAGAGGAAUAUAGUGAAACAAUAUUUAGAUUUCAAACUUCUUAUGGAACAUUUGGAUCCUGACGAAGAGGAAGAAGACGGGGAAGUGUCAGCAAGCACAAAUGCUCGCAACAAAGCUAUUACCUCGCUGCUCGGAGGUGGCAGCCCUAAAAACAAUGCAGCUGAGACAGAGGAUGAUGAGAGUGAUGGGGAGGAUAGAGGAGGAGGCACUUCAGGGUCAUUGAGAAGGUCAAAACGAAAUUCAGACUCUACGGAGUUGGCAGCACAGAUGAAUGAAAGUGUUGAUGUCAUGGAUGUCAUCGCUAUUUGCUGUCCAAAGUACAAAGAUCGACCACAAAUUGCAAGAGUAGUGCAGAAAACCAGCAAUGGCUUCAGUGUUCAGUGGAUGGCAGGCUCCUACAGUGGCUCCUGGACUGAGGCUAAGCGCCGUGAUGGCCGCAAACUGGUGCCUUGGGUAGACACUAUCAAAGAGUCAGACAUUAUUUACAAAAAAAUUGCUCUAACGAGUGCUAAUAAGCUGACUAAUAAAGUGGUUCAGACUUUACGAUCGCUGUAUGCCGCCAAGGAUGGAACUUCCAGCUAAUGCAUUUGUACACAUGCAGCCAAAUUUUACAGGAAAGAACAGAAAAAAAAACUUGAAAUACCAACUUUCUGGCAAAAAAAAAAAAAAUCAAUUUAAUGAAGAGUAAGAAUGACACCUGGGAUGCAGGAAACAGAAGGAAAUGUUUGGUAAACAUUUUUGUGGGAGCUUCCUUCGCUGUUGUGCAGCAGAAACUUCUCAGUUCAUUUUUACUCCCACUGUAUAAUAGUUUAACGAAAAAAAUGUUUAUAUCUUGAAAAAAACCUUUCUGUUUAAAAAAAAAAUAAACAAGUGAAUGUUGGAAAUUAGUCUGUUAAUGUUCUUAAUAAAGUGUUCUUGGAGUUUAACCUAGCAGCGGAUGGCUUUCUUUAGCUUAGCCCAGUUUCAAGGAAAGCAUUGUUUUUCCAGGCUGUAAAAUGGCAGAAUCUCCUGGAUAUAUAAUUUAUUCUGUUGGGGGAAAAAGCAUGCAGUAUCUAUGACCUACCUGCAGGAGGAGUUUUUGUAAAUGUAGAUUUUUGAUGUAUUAGGUCACCCUGAAAUAAUACAAGAAAAGGGAUCCCCAGCAAAUCUGGUGGAACGAAUACUGCAAUAAAUUUUUUUACUUCUCUUUGUUA